Messenger RNA from Didymosphaeria variabile, 1074 nucleotides. RefSeq lists its product as uncharacterized. NCBI's taxonomy places the organism in Eukaryota, Fungi, Ascomycota, Dothideomycetes, Pleosporales, Didymosphaeriaceae. The transcript has 3 exons. Bases 1 to 1074 code for a protein of 357 amino acids. The record is from RefSeq and is a predicted model, not a curated record.
AUGGUUUUGACACGUGCAGGAAGGAAGCGCGAGCUCGGCCCACCCGCUCCCGGCGGUAGCAGCGCGCGAAUUUCAAAGAAAACAAAGAAGUCCAGCAUGGCGAAGACCUCGAAGAAGGCCUUCACUCUGCCGGCACUGCUCCCUGCACAGAAGAAGAAACCCAAGGGCCUACUCGAUAUACCGCCUGAGCUCCGCAACCGCAUCUACCACUUCGCCACUGAGCGCGACGAUUUCGAUGGCUGGGAGGAAGCUGUGCCGCUAGUCGAUCUGCACCGUGGACAUGGAUGUGGCCGAAGUCAAUGGCCCAUGUCAAAGGGCGCUUGCUAUCUUUCAGGACGUAGGUUCCUUGGCCUCACACAGACCUGCAAGCUCCUCCGCCUAGAAUACCGACCUAUCUGGUUGCGCAAUUCGAGCGUUCGCGUUCGAUGUCCCCAUCUUCUUCUCUACAUCCACACCUUCUAUGGCUGUGGGUCAAAGUACUCCAACUUGCCAAAGCUAGUGCAGAUCUCCUACAAUCAUGACAUACAGGAUCACAUCGACGUCACCCAGAUACUUCUCAUGCGCGCAGCUUGUCCUAAUACCAAAUUCGAAUUCGUUCCGCAUGAGCUCACGCUCGACGACGGGCCCUGGAAUCAACCAGGUGCAGAUGAGGACUGCGACCUUUGCGAAGAGGAGGUGAUGGCUGGAGAUAUGUUCAUGGAGGAAUUUGAGGACUAUGGCUGCCCCCACGACUAUUAUCGCCGGCACGGCUACGCCGAAUGGUUGCUCGAGGAAGAGUAUCCAUACCUGCCGUCGCUAAACAAGUUUCUUGCUCAUGACAACGGCAAUUGGGUUGAGGAUAUUCAGAGCGGAGAAGUGAUCCGCGUGAUGCUAGACGCGGCAGGACCUGAUCGCGAAAUUCCAGAGCUCACUAUUCGCCUCGCUUCCGACAGUGACACCGCCAACGAGGGGCUCAUAGACAAGAGCAUGCUAGAGGUUGCCAGAGACUAUGUCUCUAGCCGCAGUCUGAGAGACGCAAACACAGAAGCGGCUAGCUUGCAUUUCCAGCUACAGGUUUCCGGUUGCGCCUUAUAA